Molecule: messenger RNA, 1190 nt
Organism: Rhododendron vialii
Lineage: Eukaryota; Viridiplantae; Streptophyta; Magnoliopsida; Ericales; Ericaceae
Exons: 3
Coding region: 194-1042 (282 amino acids)
Biological process (GO): phospholipid homeostasis; membrane assembly; regulation of membrane lipid distribution
Cellular component (GO): plasma membrane
Source: RefSeq, a predicted model, not a curated record
GGAAACUGGACGGGAGCCCAGUCCCAACAGAAGCUGAGUCACCUCGAUGAGAGGCUGUAAAACAAGCGUCGUCGUCACUCCCCCCAAUGCUCUCUCUCUCCGGUAGAAACCAAAGCGAAGCAACCCCAGAUGCUGAUAUCACACACCGACACACAGAGAGGAAAAAAGGGUUUUAGAGAGAGAGAAUAACAGAAUGGAAACAAUGGCGAGGGGAAGCCAUGACCAUCAGAACAAGGCGGGGGCAUUCUUCAUGGCAACUCUGGUGAUGUGGGCUGUCUCGGUUUUCUUCGAAAUACUGUUCAACAAGCGCGCUGAGCUCGCUUGGAUACUUUCUGGGUUUUGCUUCUACCAAUCGGCUAACUGGGUCGUCCGUAAUUGGGUCUCUCGUGACCCUCUCUAUGUCAACACUUGCGUUUCUCUCCUCCAUUCCUCCAUCACCUCUGCUUCAGUUGUUCUGAUUUUGGUCAACCAGUGGAGGACAAAUGGUUCAUAUGAGAUAUUUGAGCACAAACAGUUGUUUGGGGGAACUUGGCCGUGGGCAUACCAGGCAUUGUGCUUUUCAUGUGGUUACUUCGCAUAUGACCAGUGGGAUAUGUUGUGUUAUCGAUUGUAUGGUGGUUGGAUCCCUUCGAUACUAUUGCACCAUCUAAUACUCCUUGUUUGCUUUACGCUUGCGUUAUAUCGAAAUGUUACCAUCAACUACCUUAUCCUCACCCUAAUUUGUGAGCUGCAUUCUAUCUUUCUUCACAUGAGAAAAGUGCGACGGAUGGCAGGCGUUCGUGAGGCCAAGAGCAGAAUAGUGAAGGCGGAAUGGGUUCUUAACUGGGUCACCUUCACUCUAGCAAGAUUCAUUUCUCACGUUCUCAUUACAGUCAAGUUGAUCAAAGAUGCUUCCAAAUUCGGAAAGGGUGUGGAGCUUCCUCUUGCUCUCUUUGGCAUGGCCGGGAUGAAUUUCCUUAAUGUUUUUCUUGGUAUUGAUCUCUUCAAUGCAUAUAGGAGGGAAAAUAAUCCCCAGAAGAAUUCUCAUAAACAUGGUGAAUGACAGACCGGGUGAUGAUUUUUUUUCCCAUCUGUUUCUUGUAAUUUCAUUUGAUGGUUCAUUUGGUUUGUAAAAUGUUAGUCUUCCGCUGUAAAGGAAAUGCAGAUUUAGAUUGCGUUCGAGUGUAAAUUAGAGAAAUGAGAGGUUGGCA